AUGUCACAGCUAUACAAGUGCACGGAGGACAGUGACAAUAAGAACCUGAAAACCAGCGAACGGUUGUCCAUCAGGACACGUUUCUCAGCCUUGGCAUCGUUGACGUUCAAGGAUCGGCAAUUCUUUAAGGAAGUAAAAGAGCUGAGCACCAAUUUGAAAGUGCAGCUGGAGGAUACAAAGUCAAGUCCCACCUCUGAGAACUGGGUGGCUUUGGAUGUCGUGCACCCGGUGCGCGUGGACGCAGGGGGCUCCUUCCUGUCCUAUGAGCUGUGGCCGCGCACCCUGCGCAAGCGGGACUUGUUCGCGCAGCCCAGCGCUCCAGCCUUCUAUGAACUGCUGUACCAGGGACGAGAGCUGCGCUUCAACCUGAGCACCAAUCCGCACCUGCUGGCACCAGGCUUCGUCACGGAGAUACGGCGGGGCGGGGGCCCGGGCCGCGCGCACAUCCGGGCCCAUACACCUGCCUGCCACCUGCUUGGUGAGGUGCAGGACCCCGAGCUGGAGGGUGGCCUGGCAGCCAUCAGUGCGUGCCAUGGACUGAAAGGUGUGUUCCAGCUCUCUCGUGAGGACUACUUCAUUGAGCCUCUGGACAGUGUCCCCUCCCGGCCUGGCCAGGCGCAGCCCCAUGUGGUAUACAAGCGCCAAGCAUCUGAGAGAUGGGGAGAACAGGGUGCCUUCCAGACUCUAGGCACCUGCGGGGUGCAAGCAUCCCCGGGGCUGAAGUCUUGGCAGGAGCUCUGGGAGCAGAGGCAGCAGCGGCCGGGGCGUCGGCGUCGGCAGCAGCAGUCGUUCAGCAAGGAGAGGUGGGUGGAGACCCUUGUGGUGGCCGACACCAAGAUGGUGGAAUACCAUGGGCAGCCGGAUGUGGAGAACUACGUGUUGACCAUCAUGAACAUGGUGACUGGCCUGUUCCAUGACCCGAGCAUCGGGAACCCCAUCCACAUCACCCUCGUGCGCCUGCUCCUACUGGAAGAGGAGGAGGAGGACCUGAAGGUCACACACCACGCAGACAACACGCUGAGCAGCUUCUGCAAGUGGCAGCAGAGCAUCAACCCAAAGGGGGACGUCCACCCCUUGCACCACGACACCGCCGUCCUGCUGACCAGGAAGGACCUGUGCUCAGCCAUGAACCAGCCCUGCGAGACCGUGGGCCUGUCCCACGUGUCAGGCAUGUGCAAUCCGCACCGCAGCUGCAGCAUCAACGAGGACACUGGCCUGCCCCUGGCCUACACCGUGGCCCAUGAGCUCGGGCACAGUUUGGGCAUGCAGCAUGACGGCAACGGCAAUGAGUGUGAGCCCUUUGGGAAUCGGCCUUUCAUGAUGUCUCCACAGCUCCUGUACAACGCCAGUCCCCUCACCUGGUCCCACUGCAGCCGCCAGUACUUAACCAGGUUCCUCGACCGAGGAUGGGGCCUGUGCCUGGAUGACCCGCCCUCCCAGAACAUCCUGGACUUCCCCAUGGUGCUGCCCGGUGUCCUCUAUGACGUGAGCCACCAGUGCCGCCUGCAGUAUGGGGAUACCUCCUCCUUCUGUUCCGACAUGGAUAGUGUCUGCCACACUCUCUGGUGCACCGUGGGGCAGACCUGCCACUCCAAGCUGGACGCAGCCGUGGACGGCACCAAGUGCGGGGACAACAAGUGGUGUCUCAAUGGAGAGUGUGUUCCCGCGGACUUCCAGCCCGAGGCCGUGGAUGGCGGCUGGUCAGGCUGGAGUGCCUGGUCCCUCUGCUCCCGGAGCUGUGGUGUGGGUGUGCAGAGCGCCGAGAGGCAGUGCUCGCAGCCUGUACCCAAGUACAAGGGCAGAUACUGCGUGGGCGUGUGGAAGCGCACCCGGCUGUGCAACCUGCAGGCCUGUCCGCCCGGCCACCCCUCCUUCCGCCAGGUGCAGUGCAGCCAAUUUGACUCUAUCCUCUACAAGGGCCAGCUGCACACCUGGGUGCCCGUGUUCUCUAAUGUGAGUCCCUGCGAGCUGCACUGCCGGCCCUCGAGCGAGCAGUUCAUGGAAAAGAUGCGUGACGCUGUGAUUGAUGGCACCCCCUGCUACCAGGACCAGGAGAGCCGGGACCUGUGCAUCAACGGCAUCUGCAAGAACGUGGGCUGCGACUUCCAGAUCGACUCUGGCGCCACGGAGGACCGCUGCGGCAUGUGCCAGGGCAACGGCUCCACCUGCCACACCGUGAGCAAGACCUUCCAGAAGGCGGAGGGUCUGGGGUAUGUGGAUGUGGGGCUGAUUCCAGCAGGGGCACGUGAGAUCCGCAUCGAGGAGCUGGCUGAGUCAGCCAACUUCCUGGCCCUGCGGAGCGAGGAGGACCCGGAGAAGUACUUCCUCAAUGGGGGCUGGCUUAUCCAGUCGGACGGGGACUACAAGGUGGCCGGCACCACCUUCACGUACGCGCGCAUGGGCAACUUGGAGAAUCUCACGUCCCCAGGCCCCACCGCCGAGCCCGUGUGGAUCCAGCUCCUGUUCCAGGAGAGUAACCCCGGCGUGCACUACCAGUACACCAUCCACAGGGAGGCCUACGGCCCUGGCCACACCCCGAUCCCUGAAUUUUCCUGGCGCUAUGGGCCCUGGGGCAAGUGCACAGUCACCUGCGGAACAGGCAUGCAGAGGCAGAGCGUGCACUGCACUGAGCGGCUCACAGGCCUUGUGGACGAGGGACACUGUGACCCCCGGGACCGCCCCGAUGACCGCCAGAGGAGGUGUAAUGAGAACCUGUGUCCGGCUCGGUGGUGGGUAGGUGAGUGGCAGCCGUGUUCCCGCUCCUGCGGGCCCAGGGGCCUCUCCCUGCGGACGGUGCUGUGCAUCCGUAGUGUGGCGCUGGACGAGCAGGUAGCCCUGGAGCCACAGGCCUGCGCACACCUCUCGAGGCCCCCCACCGAGACCGCCUGCAACCAGAAUGUUGUCUGCCCUGCCACCUGGGCUGUGGGGAACUGGUCUCAGUGCCCGGUGACCUGUGGGGUGGGCACUCGCCACCGAAUCGUCCUCUGUAUCGGUGACACUGGGGUACCCUGUGAAGAGGCCCAGCGGCCACCACGUGAGGAGGUCUGCUCUCUGCCGUCCUGCCCUCUGCCCGUGGACAAGCUGAACCUGGAAGGAUCGGGCAGUGGUGCCUCCAGCCAGGUCUUCAGUGAGGUGGACUUCGACCCCAUGCAUAUGACCCUACACCCUGUGUCCCCACUGCCCCCUGAGCCGGGCCCCCUGUCCCAUGCCAUUGAGGAGGAGCCCCUGGAGCCGGUCUCUGCAGGGCCUGUGUUUGUUGAUGACUUCUACUACGAUUACAACUUCAUUAACUUCCAUGAGGACCUGUCAGACAGGCUCCCUGAAGAGCUGGACCCAGACCUGGUGGACACAGGUGAGUGCCCACCCCUGAGCAGUUUGCUGAGCUCGCUGGCAGCUGGGAGCACCCCCAUUUCUUCCAAGGAGCCUCCUGGGGCCGGGGAGGAGGGAGGACGGGGCAGCUGGUCCCCUGCCCCAUGACCCAGCCAGGCAGGCUCCUCCCUGUCCCCGCCCUUAGAGCUGGCCCCCGGAAGUUCUUUGGCCAGUUUCUUGUCUGAGAAGGAUGCCCCCAUUGCCCCGGAUCUUGGGCUCCCUAGCUGGCCCUGGCACCUGGCUGCCCCUGGGAAGCAAAGCAAGUUCCUGGGCAGGGAGGAUCCCAAUGAGGUUUCUGAGGAUGAGGAGGAGGCCUUCAGCCCCAGAGCACCACCUGCUCUGCCAAGACUCCAUCCCACACCGGCCCCUGGGCCCUCUCCUACCACCCACCCCUCUCCCAGUCCCACUGUGGUGGGGCGGUGGACACAAGGGACCAUGGCCUGGGACCCAGCUCCAGAGGGUGGCCUGGAGCCGGUGGACAGUGGCUCACCACCGUGGCUCCCCUUCCCCUGCCUUCCUCACGCUGUGUCACGGAGCUCCCUGGAGCUAGGGGUUCCCAUCCCCCCUUCAGCCCCAGCACUGGAGCUACAGACACCGGCAGUUCCUGGGACCUUCCUUCCGAUGGCCUGGCCUGGCCUAGAGCGGACUUCCUGGGUGACCACGUUGAGCCCAAGAGCCUUGGGCCCGCCCGAGCCCCCCAGUCCUGAGGUAGUCCUGAGCACCAGGCUGCCGGCCAUGCCAGCACAGACUGGACCCAGCAGCAGCAGCAGCAGCACCCCUGCAGCCUGGCCUCUGGAACUCCACCCCGAUGAGCAGGGGCCCCCUGUGGGCCUGCCAGCCUCCAAGAAUGCCAGCUGGCAAGUGGGGAACUGGAGUCAGUGCUCCACCACCUGCGGCCUUGGUGCCGUCUGGAGGCCCGUGCGCUGCAGCUCUGGCCGGGAAGAGGACUGCGCCCCUGCUGGCCGGCCCCAGCCCGCCCGCCACUGCCACCUGCGGCCCUGUGCCGGGUGGCACACAGGCAACUGGAGCAAGUGUUCCCGAAGCUGUGGCAGUGGCUCCUCAGUGCGGGAUGUGCAGUGUGUGGACACAAGGGACCUUCGGCCACUUCGGCCCUUCCACUGCCAGCUUGGGCCUGCCAAGCCGCCCGCCCGGCAACUCUGCGGCACUCAGGACUGCCUCAGCUGGUACACCUCCUCCUGGAGGGAGUGCUCCGAGCCCUGUGGUGGGGGAGAACAGCAGCGCCUGGUGACGUGCCCAGAGGCGGGCCUCUGUGAGGAGGUGCUGAGACCCAACGCCACUCGACCCUGCAACACCCACCCCUGUACCCAGUGGGUGGUGGGUCCUUGGGGCCAGUGUUCAGCCCCUUGUGGUGGUGGCGUCCAGCGGCGCCUGGUCAAGUGCGUCAACACCCGGACGAGACUGCUGGAGGACAGCGACCAGUGUAGCCAUGAGGCCUGGCCGGAGAGCACCCAGCCGUGCAGCACCCAGGACUGUAAGCUCCCAGAGCCCCCACGCUGUGAGCGCGAUCGCCCGUCCUUCACUUUCUGUGAGACGCUACGCCUCCUCGGCCGCUGCCACCUACCCACCGUCCGCAGCCAGUGCUGCAGCUCCUGCCCUCCGCCUGGCCGCGGCCACCAGCGGGUGGCCCACCACUGA
This is a messenger RNA of Echinops telfairi (small Madagascar hedgehog), 5025 nucleotides long. RefSeq names its product ADAM metallopeptidase with thrombospondin type 1 motif 7 (gene ADAMTS7). The record is from RefSeq and is a predicted model, not a curated record. Gene Ontology annotation, molecular function: metalloendopeptidase activity. Lineage: Eukaryota; Metazoa; Chordata; Mammalia; Afrosoricida; Tenrecidae. Gene Ontology annotation, cellular component: extracellular matrix. Gene Ontology annotation, biological process: proteolysis; extracellular matrix organization.